UUGCGUGUGACGUCACCUCCUGCAAAGACUGGCGGGAACUCUAAGGCUGCAGCUCAGCUCACCAUCGUGGUGCGUAGAACACUGAUAACAAGUACGUGAAAACCUGAGCUAUGGAGGUUGAUGUAAAGGAGACCGAAGAGACGCAGUCCAAAACGGAUUCAGGGCCAAGUAAAACACAAGGAACGACAUACGAGCUGCCCUGGGUAGAGAAAUAUAGACCAUUAAAGCUGAAUGAAAUUGUUGGGAAUGAAGAAACAGUUAGCAGGUUGGAGGUAUUUGCUCGGGAGGGAAAUGUUCCAAACAUUAUCAUUGCUGGUCCCCCUGGCACUGGAAAGACAACAAGCAUCUUAUGUCUUGCAAGGGCACUGCUAGGUCCAGCCAUGAAGGAGGCUGUCCUGGAACUCAAUGCAUCUAAUGACAGAGGCAUUGAUGUAGUAAGAAAUAAGAUUAAAAUGUUUGCCCAGCAGAAGGUAACUUUACCAAAAGGCAGGCACAAGAUCAUAAUCUUAGAUGAAGCUGACAGUAUGACUGAUGGAGCUCAGCAAGCCUUAAGAAGAACAAUGGAGAUCUACUCUAAGACGACUCGCUUUGCAUUAGCUUGUAAUGCUUCUGAUAAGAUUAUCGAGCCAAUCCAGUCUCGUUGUGCAGUGCUUCGCUACACCAAACUGACAGAUGCUCAAGUUUUGGCUCGCUUGAUGGAAGUGGUGGAGAGUGAGAAAGUACAGGUCACAGAUGAUGGACUGGAGGCUGUUAUCUUCACUGCACAAGGAGAUAUGAGACAGGCAUUAAACAACCUGCAGUCCACCUAUUCUGGCUUUGGAUUUGUCAACAGUGAAAAUGUUUUCAAGGUAUGUGAUGAGCCUCAUCCAUUGUUAGUGAAAGAGAUGAUUCAACAUUGUGUCAGUGCCAAUAUUGAUGAAGCGUAUAAGAUUGUGGCCCACCUUUGGAAGCUGGGCUACUCCCCAGAAGAUAUUAUUGGAAACAUUUUCAGGGUCUGCAAGACUUUUCAAAUGCCGGAAUACCUUAAACUGGAGUUCAUUAAGGAGAUCGGAUAUACCCACAUGAAGAUUGCCGAGGGAGUAAACAGCUUGUUGCAAAUGGCAGGGCUCCUGGGCAGACUGUGCAUGAAGACUGCCACCCCAACUGCCAGCUGAUGUACAAAGGGGAUUAUGUUCAGAAUUUUUAGAUUUUGUUCUCCACGUCCAAAGCACAAAUGGAAGCAGGAAAUGUAGUCCAAGGGGAACAAAUGCAGGCUUUGUUUUGAUGUCCAGUUCUUCCAAAAUUUCUCUCUUCAGCGAAGGCAAGAAUUAAGUUGCUCGUGGGAAGAUGGCAAGAAUUAAGUUGCUUGUGGGAAGAUGCCUCUUAAUGGCUUGUUUUUUUUAUUGCAGACAAGCCCGGUUUUCUAAUUGGGACCUUAUUUAGUAUUGCUUUGCCUUCCUUUUACAGCAUUGAUGCAUCACAGGUUUGAUUUGUCCCAACUCCAACAUUAUGAACUUUUAGACAUUUUCCUUUAAAUGGUCAAAUUUUGUAUUCCUUGCGGUUAUAAAUGAGCUUGGAUAAUUUAAUCCUGUCAGUGUUAUAUAUUCUGAUUUAAAUAUAUUUGGGCUGAGCAAA
Messenger RNA from Erpetoichthys calabaricus (reedfish), 1614 nucleotides. RefSeq names its product replication factor C (activator 1) 2 (gene rfc2). Gene Ontology annotation, biological process: DNA repair; DNA-templated DNA replication. The coding region runs from base 111 to 1154 and encodes 347 amino acids. Gene Ontology annotation, molecular function: ATP hydrolysis activity; DNA clamp loader activity; ATP binding. Lineage: Eukaryota; Metazoa; Chordata; Cladistia; Polypteriformes; Polypteridae. The transcript has 11 exons. The record is from RefSeq and is a predicted model, not a curated record. Gene Ontology annotation, cellular component: DNA replication factor C complex; nucleus.